This is a messenger RNA of Copidosoma floridanum, 1192 nucleotides long. RefSeq names its product tetraspanin 2A (gene Tsp2A). Lineage: Eukaryota; Metazoa; Arthropoda; Insecta; Hymenoptera; Encyrtidae. Gene Ontology annotation, cellular component: membrane. The record is from RefSeq and is a predicted model, not a curated record.
AUGGCGACGAGUUUUCGCAUAAGUGAAUCAUCGAUAGGUACACAUGUAAUCGUGAGCUUGUGCAUGAUAGGGCUGACGCUGUGGCUGAAGUUCGAGCCGGGGUUCCAGGAGUGGGUGGACUUUAUGCGCAUCGGCGAGUACUACAUCGGCAUCUGGAUCCUCCUGGUCUCCGGGUUCCUCGUCUUCUUCGUCUCGAUCGGCAGCUGCGCCGUGACGCUCACCGAGGAACGGCCCCUCCUUCUCGGCAAUCUGGGCGCACAGGCUUUCUGCUUCCUGCUCCACCUGACCGGUACCACGGUGCUAUUGGUCUUUUCCACCCAGAACAGCGCCAUCCAGCCCAUCAUCCGCGACUCCAUGAGGAACCUCAUAUCCAACUCGCAGCACGAGCACGUCUCCGUCACCCUGAGGAUGAUCCAAGAAAACAUCGGCUGUUGCGGGGCGGACGGGCCCAUGGAUUACUUGAACCUGUUGAAGCCCCUGCCAACCGAGUGCCGCGACACCGUCACCGGCAACGCCUUUUUUCACGGCUGCGUGGACGAGCUCACUUGGUUCCUCGAGACAAGGUCCGUUUGGCUGGCCGGGGUCGCCUUCGCCCUGUGCCUCUGUCACGUCAUCAUCGGCGUGUCGUCACUCGUCCUCUACCAAGCUCUCCAGAAGGAAGAAAAGAUGUUGACUUACAAGCGUUGACGCUGACGACACGUCUCGUUUUGUUUGGUUUUUUUUCUUCUUCUUCUUCUUCUUCUCCACUUUCGGUAUGUGUAUACGUGUAAAAAAAAUGUCCAGACUUGGAUGUUUGCCUCGCUGGUGGUCGUACGUGUGUGUGUGUGCGUGCGUGUAUGUGCGUGUAAAACAAAACCAAAAAAAAAAAUCAUACGUUUCGUUUUUUAUCUUAAUAUUAAGGUGCGAGUGUGAUCGCAAAAUAGUGACGUACCGAGGGAUUUUUCCAGUCCUAUGGGUGCUUUUACCUUCGUGUUCUUUUAUAUUAAAGAUACGUCAUGUAAUAUAAAUAUACGUUUCACGAUAAAGUUUUUUUUUUUUUUAUAUACAUUUGUACAUGUCAUUUGUAUUUUGUUUAGCUAACGAAAAAAGAUGCACGUAGGUUUAAAACGCAACAAAUAAGAUAUAUAUUUACUGUGUAAGCAACGAAUAGUCCAUAUGCAUUUUAAUAAAUUACUAUAAAUAUACGCAGAGU